AUGUCGCUCCGUCUCCCCCUCCGCCAGCUUGCCGCCAAGCGCGUGUCGCUCAAGGCGCUCGCCGCCCGCUUCGCCUCGUCGGAGGCGACCGCUCCUGCCGAACUCGCGAUGACAUCUUCUUUCGCACCCUACCAAUGGGAGGACCCUCUCAAGGUGGAGAGCACGAUGCUGAGCGAGGAGGAGGUUUCCAUCAUGGAGAUGGCGCGCAGCUACUGCCAGGAGAAGCUUGCUCCCCGAGUGACGGAGGCCUACCGCAACGAGAACUUCGACCGGUCUAUUCUCUCCGAGAUGGGUGAACUCGGUCUCCUCGGUCCUACCAUCGACGGCUACGGCUGUGCCGGCGUCUCUUCGGUCGCGUACGGCUUGGUCGCCCGCGAAGUCGAGCGUAUCGACUCCGGCUACCGGUCUGCGAUGAGUGUCCAGAGCUCGCUCGUCAUGCACCCUAUCAACGCCUUCGGCUCGAAGCAGCUCAAGGAAAAGUACCUCCCUCGACUCGCAACGGGAGAACUCGUCGGCUGCUUCGGCUUGACCGAGCCUGAUCACGGUUCCGACCCGGCUGGCAUGACUACCGAAGCGCGCGAAGCUCCCGGCGGUGGCGGAUUCCUCAUCUCUGGCGCAAAGACCUGGAUCUCGAACGCACCUAUCGCCGAUGUAUUCGUUGUCUGGGCAAAGUGCCAGUGGGACGGCAAGAUCCGCGGUUUCGUGCUGGACAAGGGCAUGAAGGGUCUUUCGGCGCCCGCCAUCAAGAACAAAACGGCUUUGCGCGCUUCCAUCACCGGCUCGAUCUUCAUGGAUGAGGUCUCCGUACCGGCUGAGCAGAUGCUCGACGUCCAGGGUCUCAAGGGCCCCUUCUCCUGCCUCAACAACGCCCGCUUCGGUAUCAGCUUCGGUGCGGUCGGUGCGCUGGAAGAGGCCAUCCGCGUUACGAGGGAGUACGCUCUCGAGAGGAAGCAGUUCAAGAAGCCUCUCGCCGGCUUCCAGCUCGUCCAGCAAAAGUUGGCGAACGCGCACAUGGAGGCUGCGAUCGGUCUUGUCUCGUGCGUCCAGCUCGGCCGGUUGAAGGACAGCGGCAACUGGUCUCCCGAGAUGGUCUCGAUCAUGAAGCGCAACAACUGCCAGAAGGCGCUCGAUCACUCCCGCAUCCUCAUGGAGGUCUUCGGCGGCAACGCGGCGUCGGAUGAAUACCCUAUUGCGCGCAUCGCGUACAAUUUGCACACGGUCUCGACCUACGAGGGAACUCGCGACAUCCACGGACUCAUUCUGGGCAAGGCUAUCACCGGCAUCGCAGCGUUCGAGUAG
This is a messenger RNA of Rhodotorula toruloides NP11, 1299 nucleotides long. Its product is annotated as glutaryl-CoA dehydrogenase. Gene Ontology annotation, cellular component: mitochondrial inner membrane. Lineage: Eukaryota; Fungi; Basidiomycota; Microbotryomycetes; Sporidiobolales; Sporidiobolaceae. The record is from RefSeq and is a predicted model, not a curated record. The transcript is spliced from 13 exons. The coding region runs from base 1 to 1299 and encodes 432 amino acids. Gene Ontology annotation, molecular function: flavin adenine dinucleotide binding; fatty-acyl-CoA binding; glutaryl-CoA dehydrogenase activity. Gene Ontology annotation, biological process: fatty-acyl-CoA biosynthetic process; fatty acid beta-oxidation using acyl-CoA dehydrogenase.